AUGGACAGCAGAGAAGUUCUAAUUACCGUUUACAUGGGUUUGACAAUCGCACUCUUCCUUCUCAACACAAGUCGUGGGUUACAAGCCGUCGAUUUAUGUAUAGAAUGCUUGAGAGUACUAAACAAUAAGGCGUUAAACAUCAAUAGUUCAUUGGCAAACUUGAUGUUCGGAGGCAUUUACAAUAUAAUGCUCCAUGCUUACCAUGUCAUGGGAGAUUACAAAAGUGAAGAAGUAUGUCUCAGGAAACUUCUCCUGUACCACUCUGAUGACACUAAAAAAAGGUAUGCAAAGGCCGACGGCUAUCGAGAGAAGGCAAGGGAAAUUGGAUUGGAUAUCGGUGACAGAGGCGGAGAAGCAACAGAUUACGGACACCUUGGGGAAAUUUGUGUUCGGCGAGGCGAAUUUGACAAGGCUCUAAAACAUUACGAGAAAGCCCUUGCAAUUCACAUGGAAAUCGGUUACAGAGAAGGAGCAGCAGUCGAUUACGUAAAUUUAGGAUUUUGUUUCCGAUCCCUUGGUAACUAUUCUAUGGCCGAAGAAUACCUCAAGAGGGCUCUCCUAUUAAGCAGGGACAUUGGACAUCACUUGAACGAGUUUCAAACCCUUUGUGAUCUAUCGGUGUUGAAGGUGUCACAAUCUCAUCUUGAAGAAGCCUCCUCGUAUCUUUUUCAAAGCAUCGAUAAAUUCGACACUUUGAGAGGUUCUCUCAAAGACAACGAUGGGUUUCAAAUAUCUCUUUUAGAAGAGCACGGCGCCUUUCCCUACAAGUUGCUAAGUCACUUGCUCUCUUUCACCGGAAAGUCACAAGACGCCCUUUACGUCGAAGAGCUGAGACGGGCAAGAGGCCUAGCUGACUUGAUAGCAGCUCGGUACUCUGUUCAAGAGCAUAUCUCAGGAAAUCCACAAUCUUGGUGUGGCAUUCAAGAGAUUAUCGCAAAAGAAGCAGACAGUGCAUGCCUAUACACUUCGGUUGGUAAAGAUGAGGUACGGUUUUGGAUUCUCAAAGCAAUGGGAGCUAUUCAUUUUUCAAAGGAGAAAGUGAGCCUUGAAGCAAACGAUGUGACCGGAUUAGUCCCUGAUUUAGAUGAGUUUUUUAAAGAAACCUUUCGCAGCUUCGCCAUUUUACCGGCCGAACAGAAAUNAUACAAAAAGGAAAGCAUUUCUGUAAAGAGCUCAUUGGACAUCUAA
Molecule: messenger RNA, 1188 nt
Organism: Stylophora pistillata
Lineage: Eukaryota; Metazoa; Cnidaria; Anthozoa; Scleractinia; Pocilloporidae
Product: tetratricopeptide repeat protein 28-like
Source: RefSeq, a predicted model, not a curated record